This is a messenger RNA of Oncorhynchus nerka (sockeye salmon), 2345 nucleotides long. Its product is annotated as transmembrane protease serine 9-like. Gene Ontology annotation, molecular function: serine-type endopeptidase activity. Lineage: Eukaryota; Metazoa; Chordata; Actinopteri; Salmoniformes; Salmonidae. Gene Ontology annotation, biological process: proteolysis. Bases 31 to 1980 code for a protein of 649 amino acids. The transcript has 12 exons. The record is from RefSeq and is a predicted model, not a curated record.
GACACACACAAAGCCGUAGCAGCUAAUAGGAUGGAGUCGGGGUGGGUCUUGUGUGCUGUUGUAUUUUCGUUGACCUGCAUGGGAAAAGGUGGCCAUUCACAGGCAAAUGUGUGUGGCAUUGCUUCUCUCAACACAAAGAUUGUCGGGGGUCAGGAUGCAGCUGCAGGUAGCUGGCCAUGGCAGGUCAGUCUGCACAACUCCAACAGCCAUUUUUGUGGAGGCUCCCUUAUCAACAAAGAGUGGGUGCUGACUGCCGCUCACUGCUUCCCCAGCACCAGCACGUCCGGCCUGCUUGUCUACCUGGGCCGGCAGAAUCAGCAAAGCAUCAACUCCAACGAGGUAUCCCAAACGGUCUCUCAGAUAAUCUGCAACCCGAACUACAACAGUGCAACCAGCGACAAUGACAUAUGUUUGCUGAAGCUCUCAUCACCCGUCACCUUCACUGACUACAUCCAACCGGUCUGCCUGGCAGCAGUGGGCAGCACCUACUACGAUGGCACUAAUAGCUGGGUCACCGGAUGGGGCGAUAUCAAUAGUGAUGUGCCCCUUCCCUCACCCGGGACCCUACAGGAGGUGACUGUGCCAGUAGUGGGGAACAGGGAGUGUAGCUGUCUCUAUGCUGGAUUUACUUCAAUCACAAACAACAUGAUCUGUGCUGGUCUACUGAGUGGAGGAAAAGAUUCCUGUCAGGGAGACUCCGGGGGGCCAAUGGUGAGCAAACAGGGUCUGGUCUGGAUCCAGUCUGGGGUUGUGAGUUUUGGACAAGGCUGUGCCGUAGCAAAUUUCCCAGGAGUGUACACCAGAGUGUCCCAGUACCAGACCUGGAUCAACAGCCAGAUCAGCACUGACAUGCCAGGCUUCGUCACCUUCUCCUCCAGUGGGACUGACUCUGAUCUCAAUGUCACCUGUAAUGCACUGUCCAGUGGGGCCACACUCUUCUCCCUCUCUCCUAUUCUCAUCUCUCUCUCUCUUCUAAUAGAGCACACACUAAAAAUACAGGACACACACAAAGCCGUAGCAGCUAAUAGGAUGGAGUCGGGGUGGGUAUUGUGUGCUGUUGUAUUUUCGUUGACCUGCAUGGGAAAAGGUGGCCAUUCACAGGCAAAUGUGUGUGGCAUUGCUUCUCUCAACACAAAGAUUGUUGGGGGUCAGGCUGCAGCUGCAGGUAGCUGGCCAUGGCAGGCCAGUCUGCACCGCUCCAACCGCCAUUUUUGUGGAGGCUCCCUUAUCAACAAAGAGUGGGUGCUGACUGCCGCUCACUGCUUCCCCAGUACCAGCACGUCCGGCCUGCUUGUCUACCUGGGCCGGCAGAAUCAGCAAAGCAUCAACUCCAACGAGGUAUCCCAAACGGUCUCUCAGAUAAUCUGCAACCCGAACUACAACAGUGCAACCAGCGACAAUGACAUAUGUUUGCUGAAGCUCUCAUCACCUGUCACCUUCACUGACUACAUCCAGCCGGUCUGCCUGGCAGCAGUGGGCAGCACCUACUACACUGGCACUACUGGCUGGGUCACCGGAUGGGGCGAUAUCAAUAGUGGUGUGCCCCUUCCCUCACCCGGGACCCUACGGGAGGUGACUGUGCCAGUAGUGGGGAACAGGAAGUGUAACUGUCUCUAUACUGGAUUGGGUUCAAUCACAAACAACAUGUUCUGUGCUGGUCUACUGAGUGGAGGAAAGGAUUCCUGUCAGGGAGACUCCGGAGGGCCAAUUGUGAGCAAACAGGGUCUGGUCUGGAUCCAGUCUGGGGUUGUUAGUUUUGGAAAAGGCUGUGCCGAAGCAAAUUUCCCAGGAGUGUACACCAGAGUGUCCCAGUACCAGACCUGGAUCAACAGCCAGAUCAGCACUGACAUGCCAGGCUUCGUCACCUUCUCCUCCAGUGGGACUGACUCUGAUCUCAAUGUCACAUGUAAUGCACUGUCCAGUGGGGCCUCACUCUUCUCCCUCUCUCCUUUUCUUGUCUUUCUCUAUCUAUUCCAAUAGAGGACACACUAAAAGUGGAUGCUUAACUUUACUCACUGUAUGUGAAAAGUACUGGGAUAGUAUGUUUAUACACCGAACAAUAAGUGAUGGGUUUAAUUGAAUAUGAAUCUACUGUAUCUAGUAAUAUUUGUUGAUUGUGAUGUAAGUCAUUAAGUUGGACAGCAAAUGUCAUUGUGCUAUGGGAUUACAUUUGGUUGUUUAUCAGAGCUCAGUUUAUGAUUGUUGUUUGCAGUAAUGCUUAGCUAUCACACUCAAUGAAUACAACUUGUUUUUCUCCAUUUAAUCAUGAAGUUAUGUAUAUUUGUCCAUCUUGAGUGUACUGUAUCUGCAAAUAAAUACACUGUUUACAGUGAACUACAGCUAUU